AAAAUUACAAGCAGAGGGUUGGAGAUGAGUUGUCUUUGGUCAAAUUUUUGAAGGAUAGAUUUAUGGCAGAAAAGUUAAAGGAGGGAGAUGAAACAAACCAACCAAGUUGCCUUACAUUCCACGUUUCUCUCUCUCCAAACACCAGUAUUUAGGGGCUUCUGUUCCAUGUAUUGCUUUUUUCUUAAACACUCUCCAUCUUUCGGGUUUACAGCUUUUAGUUCCAUGGCUUCCCUGCUUUUUCUCUCUGCCUUUUGUUGCCAAAUUUAUGGCUUUUCUUCAUGCUUUUCCUUCUAGUUCCUAGAAAUCUACUUUCUAUUUGAAUUUUCCCAGGCUUCUCGGUUGGAUGUCCUGAAUUUAGAAAAUUUGGACAGUUUGUUUGGUACCCAUUUGAAAUAUAGAGGUCCUAGGGGUCUGGGUGUAGGAAUUGAGGUAGAGUAGUGGAGGUUCAUAGCUUUUUAAUCAGAACCUACUGAGAUUUUAGGGGACUUUCAAAGAAUGGAAAACAUUGCUGGACUUAGUGUGGAAGAUGAUCAGAUGAUUUUGCCUCCGGGAUUUCGAUUUCAUCCCACGGAUGAGGAGCUUAUCACUCACUAUUUAUCCAAAAAGGUUAUUGAUUCCAACUUCAGUGCUAGAGCUAUUGGACAGGUGAAUUUGAACAACUCCGAGCCUUGGGAGUUGCCUGGGAAAGCGAAAAUGGGAGAAAAGGAGUGGUACUUUUUCUGUGUCAGAGACAGGAAAUACCCUACUGGUCUGAGGACAAACAGGGCUACUGAGGCUGGCUACUGGAAAGCCACAGGGAAGGACAAGGAGAUUUUCAGAGGAAAAUCUCUGGUCGGAAUGAAGAAAACCCUGGUCUUCUACGCGGGGAGGGCUCCAAAGGGAGAGAAAACCAAUUGGGUGAUGCACGAAUACAGAUUGGAGGGUAAAUUCUCUCUCCAUAACCUCCCUCAAACAGCAAAGAAUGAAUGGGUGAUUUGCAGGGUAUUCCAAAAGAGUUCCGGUGGGAAGAAAACCCAUAUUUCAGGGAUAGGGAGAUUGAGCUCUUAUGGAAAUGAAUUGAAUCCUUCUGUUCUGCCACCGCUAAUGGAUGCUUCGGCAGCUUACAACCCCAGGACCAGACCUGCCACUUCGCAAUCACCUCACGUGCCCUGCUUCUCCAACCCCAUCGAUGUUCCCAGAAACCAAGAAGACAUAUUCGACUGCUUCAACAAUCCUCUCCUUGCCAUUUCCUCCAAUCCUUCUGACAUUUUCCAAAGAUUCCACCUCCCAAACCCCUUUUACUCAUCUCAUGCUGCCACAAUUCCAGGAACUCUGCAAUACCCCACUUCCUUCCUAAUGCAAGACCAGCCAAGCCUAAGGGCUUUACUGGAGAACCAUGGAUCAACCAUGAGGCAGAGCCAGAAACUAGAGAGGGAGAUGAUCAGCGUCUCCCAGGAGACUGGCUUGAGCACUGAUAUCAACACUGAGAUCUCCUCCGUGGUGUCCAAUCUGGAAUUGGGGAAGAGACCAUUCGAAGAUCAACACGUCCCAUCUACUUCAGUCGGACCUGUUGACCUUGAUCCCCUUUGGAACUACUGAGACUCAAAGCAAGCAGAAACAGAGCAACUCCUCUCGAAUUACUACUAGUUUACCACUAUAGUCUGAAAAUGAAGGUGUGAGCCAGUGUAUAGAUUUCCUCGAUCCAAGUAAGAGAGAUGAAAGAAAAGAGUGAUAAUACAUAUUAUCCGUAUUGUAAGAUAUUACAUUAUAUCUUUUACUCUUAAUUUGUCAUAUAAUCUUAAAGAUUGUCCGCUUGCUACACCUUAAUAUUAAUGAAAUAUAAGAUUAGUUGGUGGCUACC
This is a messenger RNA of Vitis riparia (riverbank grape), 1840 nucleotides long. RefSeq names its product NAC domain-containing protein 100. The record is from RefSeq and is a predicted model, not a curated record. Gene Ontology annotation, biological process: regulation of DNA-templated transcription. NCBI's taxonomy places the organism in Eukaryota, Viridiplantae, Streptophyta, Magnoliopsida, Vitales, Vitaceae. Gene Ontology annotation, molecular function: DNA binding. The coding region runs from base 496 to 1578 and encodes 360 amino acids. The transcript is spliced from 3 exons.